Messenger RNA from Salvelinus fontinalis (brook trout), 4401 nucleotides. RefSeq names its product AT-rich interactive domain-containing protein 1A. Gene Ontology annotation, cellular component: nucleus. NCBI's taxonomy places the organism in Eukaryota, Metazoa, Chordata, Actinopteri, Salmoniformes, Salmonidae. The record is from RefSeq and is a predicted model, not a curated record. The transcript has 4 exons. The coding region runs from base 529 to 2052 and encodes 507 amino acids.
AAUAUUCAGCGACGCUCUACGGUUUGUGUACAAUUUCAAGCUUGACGGGAGGGUUACGUUUAGGACAACUGCAUCAAAUGUGUCUUUGUUUUGUUUUUUAAUCGUGAGAAUUCCCUCGAUCCUCUAUUUACUCAAGUCUAUCUGCACAUCUCUGUUGAUGGGUACUGUCAUAUAGUUGUUUUUGCACUAACAUAAAGGAAUUUCAAUUCUAGUUUUCAGAGAGAGUACAUGUAUCUCUUGGCCAGCUUUUAAUUAAUUAAUUACUAAUAUAUUAUGCAAACGAAUGCACAUUACAGUGAAUGUUGAUCUCAGUAUGUCCCUGCACAAGAUGCUCAUCUAGCGCCCCUAUUUUUUUAUGUGCCACUUUAUUGUAGCCUGUGAACAUAUGCCUUAUGCUGCCCCCACUGAAAGAUUAGUUAGUUGUCAGGCAGAUAUUGCUCGUCCCCAACAAUGGUGUGGUACGGCCAGCCGUCUGUCGCUGUGUGAAUGGAACUGUCAGUUGGUCCGUCUGUAAACCAGGCCUGACUCAUGACUGAGUACUACGAGGAGGGGGGGCUGCUGUACGAGCACUCGCCUCCGAUGCACAUCAAAGUGGAGUCUCCGGAGGGACCCUUCGGAGGGGGCGUCUCAGAGGACGGCUUUCCCAGGGAGGAUGAGGACUCGGAAGGCAGCUGCGACCAAAGCAGUGGGCUGCCUGGUGGACUCCCCUUCAACGUGGUAGUGGUGCAUCCGAACAUCAUGACUCCUGGCAUGUCCUCAGAUGACCUCCUAUCCAUGGAACAGCCAGGGGGUGCAGGCAAGAGGAAGAGUCGUUUUAGCGGUGCAGAGCUGGAGGUGCUGGUUUCUGAGGUGACGCGGUGUGAGGGAGAGCUUUUUGGUCCUGCUGGGAGACUCCGGCGCAGGGAGAGAGAGAGGAUCUGGGCAGGAAUCCUGGAGCGGGUCAACGCUGUGUCCAGAGUCCCUCGCACCCUCCGCGAGGUCAAGAAGCGCUGGGACGACCUGAAGAGACGCAAUGGAGGCAGGCUGGCAGACGCUAGGCACCGAACUUGUUACCUGCCAUCUAAUAGAGGGGCUUCCAUGCUGGAAAGGUCAGCUCAGGCAAGCCCCAGGCUUCACCAGGCCAGACAGAAGCAAAGCACCAGAGGGAAGGCCAGUUUCACAUGCUUCACUGAUACAGAACCAGUGGGUGGAGGUGAAGGGUCGGAGAGGGAUGGCUUUGAGAAGGAUGAGGAUAGUGGUGAGCGGGAAGGGGAAGGGGAGGCGGGAGAGGCGGAAUGCGAGGGGGCAGAGAGCAGUAUGGAGGAAAAGCUGGGUUUAGGACUGGGAAUAGGGCCUCCCCCUAACUCGGAACGCUGGCUGCCUCCCUCUCCCCUCUACAGCGCCCCUUUCCUCAAUGGGACCCCUCAGCCUAGUCCCCAGCCCUCACUAGGGGCCCAGCAGGGACCCCUGGAGGCCCCUCCUCGCGGCUCAUGGCUGGAGGACGAGCUCCGCGGCAUGGGGGAGGCAGCUCUGCAGCUGGGGGAUCGGGUGGAGCAGAGUCUUCGGGAGUUUGGGGAGGGAUUCAGACGUGAUAUGAGAACAUUAGUGGUCUCUCAAGAAGCACUGGCAACCAGCCUACAGCAAAACAAUGUUCUCCUGCAAAGGCUGCUGGGAGUCCUAGAGGCACAGCAGCAGCAACAACAACAACCACCACAGCAGCAGCCACAUCAUUCCCAAAAACAACAGCCACAACAGUCAAUAACGCAGCAACCACAACAGUUACAGCAACAGCAACCACAGCCUCAACAACUGAUUCAGCAGCAGCAGCAGCCGCAGCAACAACAACAGAUACAAUUGCUGGUGCAGCAGCAGCAACAACAACAGAUACAACCGCUACCACAGCAACCGCAACACCCCCAGAGUCCAAGUAAUUUAGCAGUUGCCCCUGUACCACCACCCCCAGAUAUUCUUGAUGGUACCACCCGUCCAAAUCCACCCGCAGUCAUUAAUGGAAUCGUCCAACGGCCAAGGCGGGGGAGAAUUGUUGAUCAUAGACGAAGAAAAAGGCGUUAGAUAAAGAGAUGUAAAUAAGCUUUGAUGUACUUUAUUUAUUUUCUUUUAUACAAUCUGAUUUGAAAUUAUUGUGUCCCUCUAAUUUCAACCAACGUUGAAAAAGUUAUGUUUCAUGAGUACAUUUGUUGUGUAAAGUAUUCAGACCCCUUGACUUUUUCCACAUUUUGUUACGUUACAGCCUUAUUCUAAAAUUGAUUAAAUUAAUGUUUUUCCUCAUCAAUCUACACACAAUACACAAUAAUGACAAAGCGAAAACAGGUUUUAAGAAAUGUUUACAUAAGUACUUAGACCCUUUGCUAUGAGACUUGAAAUUGAGAUCAGGUGCAUCCUUUUUCCAUUGAUCAUCCUUGAGAUGUUUCUACAACUUGGAGUCCACUGUGGUAAAUUAAGGUCCCAGAGUUGACAGUGUAUGUCAGAGCAAAAACCAAGCCAUGAGGUGGAAGGAAUUGUCUGUAGAGCUUUAAGACAGGAUUGUGUCAAGGCACAGAUCUGUGGAAGGGUACUACAAAAUGUCUACAGCAUUGAAGGUCCCCAAGAACACAGUGGCCUCAAUCAUUUUUAAAUGGAAGAAGUUUGGAACAACCAAAAUCUUCCUAAAGUUUGCCUCCCGGCCAAACUGAGCAAUUAGAGAAGGGCCUUGGUCAGAGAGGUGACCAAGAACCCAAUGGUCACUCUGACAGAGUUCCUCUGUGGAGAUGGGAGAACCUUCCAGAAGGACAACCAUCUCUGCAGCACUCAACCAAUCAGGCCUUUAUGGUAGAGUGGCCAGAUGGAAGCCACUCCUCAGUAAAAGGCACGUGACAGCCUGUUUGGAGUUUGCCAAAAGGCACCUAAAGACUCUCAGACCAUGAGAAACAAGAUUCUCUGAUCUGAUGAAACCAAGGUUGAACUCAUUGGCCUGAAUGCCAAGCAUCACGUCUUGAGGAAACCUGGCACCAUCCCUACUGUGACGCAUGGUGGUGGCAGCAUCAUGCUGUGGGGAUGUUUUUCAGCGGCAGGGACUGGGAGCCUAGUCAGGAUUGAGGGAAAGAUGAACAGAGCAAAGUACAGAGAGAUCCUUGAUGAAAACCUGCCCCAGAGCGCUCAGAACCUCAGACUGGGGCGAAGGUUCACCUUCCAACACCUUCCAACAGGACAACUCAGCCAACUCAGGACAACUCAGCACUCAGCCAAAACAACGCAGGAGUGGCUUCGGGACAAGUCUCAAUGUCCUUAAGUGGCCCAGACUUGAACCCGAUCGAACAUCUUUGGAGAGACCUGAAAAUAGCUGUGCAGCAACCCUACCCAUCCACCCUGACAGAGCUUAAGAGGAUCUGCAGAGAAGAGUGGGAGAAACUCCCUAAAUACAGGUGUGCCAAGCUUGUAGCGUCAUAACCAGGAAUGCUGUAAUCGCUGCCAAAGGUGCUUCAACAAAGUACUGAGUAAAGGGUCUGAAUACCUAUGUAAAUGUCAUAUUUCAGUGUUUAUUUUUUAUAAAUUAGCAAACAUUUCUAAAAACUUGUUUUUGCUUUGUCAUUAUGGAGUAUUGUGUGGAUGAAGAAAAAAGCCAUUUAAUCAUUUUUAGAAUAAGGCUUUAACUUAACAAAAUGUGCAAAAAGUCAAGGGGUCUGAAUACUUUCCGAAUGCACUGUAUAUAUUAUUUAAACUAAACACAGUAGGCUAUUUGAAGGUUCAGCCCUGAUCCAUAUAUAUUAGCAUAAUGUAUUGGUUAGAAGUUGCUGCAAUAGAACCAAGAAAUGUCAGAGAUUUCUGUUUUGUCCAAAUCUUGUAGAUAGACAAUCUGCAUUACAUUAACAAAAAGCACAUUGGAGUCUGCAGCAAUCUAUCAUUAGAGCAUAUUAGUAAAUGACCAUUGAAAUGUAAUAUACCAAUGCAUAUGUACAUGUUCUGAUUGCUCUUCCAGUUUUAUGAUACAUAUUAAACAUGCAUUGUGUGACAGGCUGGACAUACACAUGCAAAUCUUAGAAAAAAAGUAUUAUACAAUGGGUAUUUAACAUGUGAUGAUAAAUCAUUUUAUAAUUGGGCUAUAAUGUUUAAGAUAUGGAAAUGUUUCCCUACAUAGCUCUUAAAUGAAAAUCUGCAUCAGUAUGUAUUUUGCUUCAGAUUUUCUUUCUGUUUUUCGUGAUGUUAUCAAUUUACUAAGCAUUAUCUGCAAGUAUGAUGUAUGUGUUAUCUUGCAUGCAGUGUGUGAUGUGUAGACAAAAUGCAAGGGAUCUGUAAAAAAAAAAUUGCGCAUUUGUGAAACCAUUUUGCACAAUUUAUAUACCUAAAUAUAGUUUUAGGGUCUGACUCUGUUCUGAGACAUGUAUUGACUAAAGAUGAAUAAAGACAACCCUGAACUAUAUCUCA